Molecule: messenger RNA, 846 nt
Organism: Aspergillus fumigatus Af293
Lineage: Eukaryota; Fungi; Ascomycota; Eurotiomycetes; Eurotiales; Aspergillaceae
Product: methylisocitrate lyase
Exons: 1
Coding region: 1-846 (281 amino acids)
Molecular function (GO): catalytic activity
Source: RefSeq, a predicted model, not a curated record
AUGGUCGCGCUGCACACAGAGCUACCGAUCAUUGCCGAUGCGGAUACCGGUUUCGGCGGACCGCUCGACAUUUCUCGCACUGUGCGACUGUAUGAACACGCGGGAAUCGCGGGACUGCACAUCGAAGACCAGGUAAUGGCAGGCUCGCGAUCCAGAUGUGCCUUGAUCUGUAUUGACGCGCAAUCCCAUCAGGUCUUCCCCAAGCGGUGUGGCCAGCUCCAAGGGAAAGAUGUCGUGGCCCUGGAAGUCUUCAUUGAGGGCGUCCGCAGCGCCGUCGAGGCACGCCAGGAUCCGGACUUUGUCAUCAUUGCGCGAACGGAUGCGCGGCAAGCCAAGAGGUUUGGCGGGCCACACGCCGGAUCGGAGGCCUUCCAUGAAGGGAUCAAGCGGCUCAAGGCUGCUGUAGCCGCGGGGGCCGAUAUGGUCUUCAUGGAAUGCCCGCGCACCGAGGACGAGUGUCGGACUCUGGUCAAGGAGAUGGGAGAUGUGCCCGUUCCGAUCAAUGUCCUUCCCAAUGUAAGCAAGUCCGGAUUUGAGGAUACAUCGCGGUAUGCUGACAGAACGGUUAUUAUGGUCUCACUCCCAACUUCAAGAUAUCAGACUGAAUCGGCUGGGCUUUCGCACGGCAAUCUACCCGUGUACCGGAUCCAUUCCGGCGAUGCUAGCUAUGCAACGGUCGUAUGGUGCUCUAAAAGCCACGGAACAGACCUUGAAGCGUGCGAGGGGCACACGAUCAAGGAUUUCUUCGACCAGGUUGGGUUGGGCGAGGCCGGGGAGUUUGACGCUAGAAUUAGCGAGUGUAGCAAGACGCAAACUGGGGAGAAAGGAGCCCAGGAGGGGAGUUGA